AGUCGCACAGUCUUUCAGCGUCAGUUGUGUUUUGUCAGCGCGUUCGUCACGAAGCCAAAGCGACGCCGCAGCGCCAGAAAGGAAAAUAAAAACAAAACGGAAACAACAAUAACAACUACAACAACAACAACAACAACGAGAAGAACGACAACGACAAUAGGCAAAUACAAAUUACGAAAAGUGCCUGACUCAAAGUGAAGACUCGAUUUGGUUUUGUUUUCUAUUUUUUUUGUUUGUUGUUGUGUUAGCGCUAGUGUGUGUGUGUGUGUGUUGGUGUGUAUGCCUAUUGCAUGAGCCAACUGACAAGAUGGGCCAAGAGGAUCAGGAGCUAUUGAUACGCGGCAGCAGCAAGCAUCCCUCUACCGAGCAGUUGCACAAUGGGGAGCCCGCAACGGCGACAUCAACGUCGAUGGCGCCCACUUCGCAGAGCUGCAUUAGCCAAAGCUUUGGCCAGGCCAAGAACUAUGGCUCGUUCAGCAGAUCCGAUGACACACAGUUGCCGGAGACGCUCACCUAUGCCUGGCACAAUGUCGACAUCUUUGGUGCAGUCCAUCAGCCGGGAUCCAAUUGGCGCCAGCUUGUGAAUCGCACCCGUGGACUCUUCUGCAACGAGCGACAUAUUCCUGCACCGCGCAAGCAUCUCCUUAAAAAUGUUUGCGGCGUGGCCUAUCCGGGUGAACUGUUGGCUGUAAUGGGCAGCUCCGGUGCCGGCAAGACGACCCUAUUGAACGCGUUAGCCUUUAGGUCGCCGCAGGGAGUUCAGGUGUCGCCGUCGAGCGUGCGACUGCUCAAUGGCCAGCCGGUGGAUGCCAAGGAGAUGCAGGCACGGUGCGCCUAUGUGCAACAGGAUGAUCUAUUCAUUGGCUCACUGACGGCUCGGGAGCAUCUCAUCUUCCAGGCGAUGGUGCGCAUGCCACGGCAUUUGACCUUUCGCCAGCGGGUGGCGCGUGUCGAUCAGGUCAUCCAGGAGCUGUCGCUGAGCAAGUGCCAGCAUACGAUUAUUGGGGUGCCUGGACGUGUCAAGGGGCUGUCUGGCGGUGAGCGGAAGCGUUUGGCCUUUGCCUCGGAGGCACUCACCGAUCCGCCGCUGUUGAUUUGCGAUGAGCCCACAUCGGGUCUUGACUCGUUUACCGCUCACAGCGUCGUCCAGGUGCUCAAAAAGCUGUCGGAGAAGGGCAAAACCGUUAUACUGACCAUACAUCAGCCAUCGUCGGAGCUGUUUGAGCUGUUCGACAAGAUACUCCUCAUCGCCGAGGGUCGUGUCGCAUUCCUUGGCACACCAAGCGAGGCUGUCGAUUUCUUCUCCUAUGUUGGCGCCCAGUGUCCGACCAACUACAAUCCGGCCGACUUCUAUGUGCAGGUGCUGGCGAUUGUGCCAGGCCGGGAGCUGGAGUCGCGUGAGCGAAUUGCCAAGAUUUGCGAUAACUUCGCCAUUAGCAAGGUGGCGCGGGAUAUGGAGCAGCUGUUGGCUGCCAAGGCCCAAACGCAGCCGUUGGAACAGCCCGAGAAUGGAUAUACAUACAAGGCGACAUGGUUUAUGCAAUUCCGUGCCGUACUCUGGCGCUCCUGGCUCUCCGUGCUGAAGGAGCCACUGCUCGUGAAAGUGCGACUCAUACAAACAACGAUGGUAGCUGUGCUAAUUGGGCUGAUCUUUCUGGGCCAGCAGCUUACGCAGGUGGGCGUGAUGAACAUCAACGGAGCCAUCUUUCUCUUCCUGACAAACAUGACAUUUCAGAAUGUGUUUGCCACCAUUAAUGUGUUUACGUCGGAGCUGCCCGUGUUUAUGAGGGAGUCGCGCAGUCGCCUUUAUCGAUGCGACACCUACUUUCUGGGCAAGACUAUAGCUGAAUUGCCGUUGUUUUUAACCGUGCCGCUUGUGUUCACAGCGAUUGCAUAUCCGAUGAUUGGUCUGCGGGCGGGUGCGCUGCACUUUUUCAACUGCCUGGCGCUGGUCACACUAGUGGCCAAUGUGUCCACCUCGUUUGGCUACUUGAUAUCCUGUGCCAGUUCCUCAACAUCGAUGGCGCUCUCGGUGGGUCCGCCUGUUAUCAUUCCAUUUCUGCUUUUCGGUGGGUUCUUCCUCAACUCAGGUUCGGUGCCCAUCUAUCUGAAAUGGUUGUCCUAUCUGUCCUGGUUCCGUUACGCCAACGAGGGCCUGCUAAUCAAUCAAUGGGCCGAUGUGGAGGCCGGCGAGAUUAGCUGCACCUCCUCAAACACAACGUGUCCCAGCUCCGGCAAGGUUAUACUGGAAACGCUAAACUUCUCGGCCGCAGAUCUGCCGCUCGACUAUGUCGGAUUGGCCCUGCUCAUUGUUUGCUUUCGUGGAUUCGCCUACUUGGCGCUGCGAUUGCGCGCCAGGCGCAAGGAGUGACGCCGCCAGCUAAUGUUUACAUAUGCACAUGUAUAAAUUAUAAAUGAUUUUUUUUUAAAUUUUUAUUACUUUUGUGUCAAACAUAGACGAAAAAACUAUGCUAUGAAAACUACAUUUAAUGUUAGUAGGCGAUUAAAUAUGCUUUAUACACACAACGAAGAAAAAAAC
This is a messenger RNA of Drosophila grimshawi, 2539 nucleotides long. It is a transcript of the gene w, whose product is annotated as protein white. Gene Ontology annotation, cellular component: plasma membrane. Gene Ontology annotation, biological process: transmembrane transport. Gene Ontology annotation, molecular function: ABC-type transporter activity; ATP binding; ATP hydrolysis activity. The record is from RefSeq and is a predicted model, not a curated record. The transcript is spliced from 6 exons. NCBI's taxonomy places the organism in Eukaryota, Metazoa, Arthropoda, Insecta, Diptera, Drosophilidae. The coding region runs from base 308 to 2371 and encodes 687 amino acids.